This is a messenger RNA of Drosophila pseudoobscura, 2061 nucleotides long. RefSeq lists its product as uncharacterized. The transcript is spliced from 3 exons. The record is from RefSeq and is a predicted model, not a curated record. The coding region runs from base 692 to 2011 and encodes 439 amino acids. Lineage: Eukaryota; Metazoa; Arthropoda; Insecta; Diptera; Drosophilidae.
CUCAAGCUAAAGCCUCGAGUCGGUCGCGGGAGGGAGUCCGUCCCUCUCAGCUUCGAUCGUACAUUUGGCGAGCUAUUCGGAGAAGAGAGUGCACAUUCGUGUGUCAAGUUCAUCGUCCGAUUGCUUAGAAACCUACCUGGUCAUAGUAAUGCUUCCCCCCAGAAAUUGGUAUGACGAGCGUUCAAGUUUUUGCUAUUUUUUUUAUUUUUUUUUUAUGGAAUGCUCUUCUAACUCGUUGAGUGUGUGUACGAGUGUAUGUGAGUGCACAUGCAUACAGGCCGUUGGAAGUGACCUUGAGCCAGGGCAACGACACAUCACCCGAAACUAAUACUAACUGAGGACCAACUGAGGCGGAAACUCGGAGUGUGAGGCGCCUUCAGGGCGGGGAGUCCCCGCGCACCGCGAACUGCUACAAUGCUUUCAGAUCAUAAGAAUUUUGUUUGGAUUGAUGGCUCGGAGAGGCUGAAAUCCUGAGCGCCGCUACAGGAUCGCCAUCCCCUCCGACUUCACACGGCGAUACGACCGACUCUCUCGCACCACCCACGAUGCAGCAGGUAACUAUCACCGAGAGCUUUUCCCACAGAGCCAGCCAACUAUAAAACCCGGAACGAGAGCUGCAACAGGGCCAGUCGGAAAGAUAGAUUCAUUCGGCGGUGACGAAGAAGCUUCAGAGUCUAACAGAAACAAAAGCAUGACUGAGAGUGAUUGUGAGCUGUCAAGCGCUGUGAGCAAUGCUCUUUUGGCCCUAUAUCAACGCCAAGAUGUGUCGCUAGUCGCGCAGCCAAUAGCGGGCGUCGGAGAGAAUGCCUACGGACAGGUCCUGCUCGUGAGUUGGCCAACAGAGUCCAAGGCGAAGAGGGUAGUGGUCAAAAUGGCGCCCAAGAACGAGGCAAGACGACAACACAUGCACGUAGUCGACUAUUACGCCCGAGAAGUGUUCAUGUACCAGAACGUGUUCCACACAUACCGCGAAUUAGCGGACGACCAUAGUGCCUUCACAGUGGCACCUGAAUUGCUGGCAUCCGGAUUGCAGGCGCCCGACGAGUUCCUGAUCUUCGAGGACCUGUCCCAAAACGGUUUUCAGACAAACCCACGCAGCUCUAUGCCCACCUACGACAUUGUGGUGUCCACCCUCAAGGCGGUGGCCGAGCUGCAUGCGUGCUCCUUUAUCCUACAGCAACGCAAUCAGGUAAAGUUCAGAGAACUGGUGGAUCAUGUGCGGCAGGACAACCUAUUCACGGCGAACAUUGAGACGGUGACUAUCGAAUUUGGCAAGGCAAUGCUGAGGCGCACUCGACUCAUGCUGGAGCAGGACGAAGCGCGGGACGACGACACAACGCCUAUGAUGGAGGUGCUGGAACGCUGUGAGAGGAAUCUAAAGGCCCUAACACUCUACUGUGUGGACGGCGCAUCGCAGUCGCCUCACGCGGUCAUCUGUCAUGGCGACUUCUGGAACAACAAUAUUCUGUAUAGGCACGAGACUCACUCUGAUCUGGCGGUUGAAGCCAAGCUGAUCGAUUUCCAAAUGUCUCGUUUUGCCCCACCUGUUCUAGACCUUGUUCACUACCUAUUCGCCUGCACAGAGAAGCAGCUGAGGGAUGAGCACCUACCAGCCUUUCUGAACAUUUACUACGACACGUUGAGCCGGAAACUGGGCUCCUGCGAUCUGAAUGCAGACGAUAUCUAUCCGCGCACCGUCUUCGACCGUCAAUUGCAGCUCUUUGGUGUAUUUGGCCUGAUAAUGGCCGCGUUUUCCUUGCCCUUCUUCAUAUCCAAUGCCAACGAAGUGGUCAACAUUGAUGAAGUCUCCGAGGCCAUUCAGGAUCUGUCUGCAUCGGCCACCGACGCCCCCAAGUGCCGCGAACUAGUGGAAGAGUUUGACAUGCUCAACGAACGCACAUUGCCAAUUUUCAAGAGGCGUAUGACCGAUGUCGUCCGGGAUCUGCUAAAGUACGACAUGACCCCACCGCUUUAUCAAUUCGAUUCGACUCGUGAUGAUGAUAUCUGUUAACAGUAUUAGGUAUUAUUGUGUGUGUGUAUAUAUGUAUGUAUGUAUGUAUG